Acanthoscelides obtectus is the source of this 1440-nucleotide messenger RNA. The record is from the annotation of a GenBank genome assembly. Lineage: Eukaryota; Metazoa; Arthropoda; Insecta; Coleoptera; Chrysomelidae.
AUGGAGAGCUUUUUGGGAUCACUUUAUGACGUUGCGGAGACUAUAAACACGGUAGACACGACUUUACAUAGUGAAGAUAUGCCAGCCCCACCUCAAGCGCCAAUUCAGCCUCAACAAGCUGUCGAAAUACCACUUUCAUCGCCAUCACAGUCAAUCUCAUCGCGACCACACACCAAACCAAUAAAAAAGCAAGUCUCAAUACAGAUGAAGCACAAAAUAAAAUAUCUGAAAAUGGCGAUGGCAACCAAUUUUGUUACUCUGGGUGAACUCUGGUCCAGCCACGUUGAAAAGGAGGAAGAAGAUGAAGCGAUAUUUUCCAGAAUCAAGGUCUUAAUAGAGAACCAUCUGCCAGACGGCUGGAGAGACUGGAAGGUGAUUGACUGGAAGAAAGAAGAUCUAUUUGGGAAAAAGAUAGACCACAAAGUAUUGAACAAAAUUCGCUUCGCCCUCCCCACAUUGGAACUGGUGAAAGCAUUCUACCCAGAAGCAACAUCGGUGGGAGAGAAAACCUACCGAAAUAUAAAAUUGAGGCUUCUCGACUGGAACCUCUGUAGAGCAUUGAUCAUGAGCCCACGGCAGGUAGCGUGUCAGUUACGAGGAUCUAUGGCUCAAGCGGAGCUCUUUAAUAAGGCGGUGGAACCACUUAAACAUACUAUGCGUUCCAGAGAGCUGACGUCGGAGGCCCUUUCAACGGACGGGGAGUCUAAUUAUACGUCCCGAAGUAAAAGGAGACGGUGUCAAUCGUCCAGCUCAGACGACGAGUACCCGGUCAGAACCGAGAAACCAAUGAAGAGGAGGCGGCGAGUAUUGUCUUCGAGCUCGGAGGAGGAUGUCAAUGAGACAAGGCUACGCCGCGUGGAAAGCAUGGUCGAGAAUCUUUACCACUUGGUCUCAGGAAAUAAAGAGAACGAUGGCAGCGUCAUGAAUUCGACGUGGCAAGCUCCAACUCCUACAGGUGAAGAGCUGUAUGACGCCGACAGUAUUGGCACAUGUGUAAACGACUGGGACACGUUUUCCCCUGCCACUAGGGAAAUCGAGCCUACAGCCCCUAGGGCGGACCCAGUAAUCGAGACACAGGGCAUGAAAUGCCAGCGUUUCGGGGAAGAGACAUGGAACAAGAUUCGUUACGUGGACGCUCAGAAAAAACUCCACGCAUCACCAGUCUUCAGUACUCUGAAGGUUAACUCAUCCUUGUACAACAAUGGACAUGCAAGCCCAAUGACGAAAAUUGCUCCUGUCCGCUGGCAGAGUAAUUUGGGAAAAGUCGCACUGAGACAGAAGGUGCCUCAAGGAACUUCUCAUGAAAAGUAUCUGCGUCAAGGUUCAUUUAAAAAAAUGAAGAAGGCAGAGUUUAAGCAUUCGCGUAAGCCGGGGGCGAAAAGUCAUACCAAGCUAGCUCGUAAGGAGCAACCACCUUUAGAUAAAAGGCGGAGUUUUUGA